AUGGCUACUUACGGUGAGAAGAAUGUUCAUACAGACAGAAGCUGCCGAGAGACAUCUGUGUUCUUAGCUCCGGAAUACCAUAUUAGUUAUGGGGACGACCAAACUUUGCAAUGGGAGCCGGCCGUUGGCUCGAAAGAGCUUGCUGUUGCUUUAAGCUAUCAUUUUCCGAUGCAGACCGACUUAGAAAGUAAAAUGCAAGCUGCCACGAGGAAGUUCUUGCGGGAAGAGGAAGUUGCCAACCAGGCAGCAUCACGUGAGAAAGACACCGCUCUAGCAGACACGAAAGAUUCAUGUCUAGAACCCCAACCAACACUAGCGCCAACUCUACAAGUAUUUACAUGGGACUCGGAGAUGAAAGAGUACAAUCCAAAGGCUAAAAGACGUCGAUACGAUACAAGAGAAAGGGUUAAGGUGGCUCAGAACCGUGGAUUCGCUUGUGAGCAACAUCGAAGAAUGAAAAUGAAGUGUGAUCCAGAGCGGUGCCCCAGAAAUAAACAGCGACUUGGUAGUACAACAACGCUAGAUUUGAUACCGAAUGUAGACGACGUACAACGGCCCGACGUUGAAUCUAGUCAAGGCACUCUCGAUUUCAACAGCCAAUUGGAGGAGUCGGAGUGUGCUCAAGUUCAAUCAGACUCAUUGAGCUUGAACUCUUUCGCUCUUUCAGAUACAUCACACAGAUGGUCUGUUUCUUCAUUCGUUCCUUCGAUCGAGACGUACAUGUCAGCCGAGUUCUCCACAAACGGCCAGUACUCGGAUGUGCCUGCUUCGAUGCAUGGAACAGGUGCAGGAUCUCAUAACUCAAUUGACUCAAUUGUUUUAUCGGAGCAGGAUCUCCAUAUACUCGCCAACUGUGAAUCACUGAACUAUAAUAUUGACCAGAACGAUAACAACAACUGGUGGCCUAACAGUGUUGUUCAGUGUGAUAGUAAUGAGUUACUACACGAAAACCUCAUCAGUGGAGAGGCACAAAUAGAAAUGACGACUCACACUCAAAUAAACGAAACAUUUUUGACGCAGUCGGCAGAGAUAAUCGACGGAGACAUAACACUUCCACUCGAUCAAUUUACCGAUUUCACCAGUGAUAUAAUACCAGAAGUCCACGACGGGUCAAUGGAAUGGGAGUUCUCGCAUGGGGUAAACACACUGCCAGACUAUGAGGGUCAAGAUAUUAUACCUUUGACGGACGAACAAAAGGAGACACUCGUCAAGUGGUGGGGUAGAAACCGAUUGACAGAGCCACCUUCGAGUCUAUUCGGAAAAUCAAAUCCAAGUCGUCCAACUUCCAGCCAGAACCAGUCUUCGGCAAGUGUAAAUGCCAUCGAAGUCUCAGGGAGCAUUGGAAGAAGGAACACCCUCGUUGAUCGUGUAAGAGCUGUCAGACACGUGCCGCCAUUCAUUCGACGAAGUCUAGAAAGGAGCCGGUCAGCUGGAAGAGACAGGGCUCUAACAAAGUAG
Molecule: messenger RNA, 1458 nt
Organism: Glarea lozoyensis ATCC 20868
Lineage: Eukaryota; Fungi; Ascomycota; Leotiomycetes; Helotiales; Helotiaceae
Exons: 2
Coding region: 1-1458 (485 amino acids)
Source: RefSeq, a predicted model, not a curated record